Trichoderma breve is the source of this 924-nucleotide messenger RNA. RefSeq lists its product as uncharacterized. The record is from RefSeq and is a predicted model, not a curated record. The transcript is spliced from 4 exons. Gene Ontology annotation, cellular component: cytoplasm. NCBI's taxonomy places the organism in Eukaryota, Fungi, Ascomycota, Sordariomycetes, Hypocreales, Hypocreaceae. Gene Ontology annotation, molecular function: glutathione transferase activity. Bases 1 to 924 code for a protein of 307 amino acids.
AUGCCAUCAGCUCAGCAGGUUUAUCACGACAAAGGUCGUUUCACUCGGCCGGACAGUAUUUUUCGAAACUUCAUCUCCAAGGACCCGAAUUCGCAAUUUCCGGCUGAGAAGGGUCGUUAUGCAUUAUACCUCUCCCCCGGCUGUCCAUGGGCCCAUAGAACCAUGAUAGUGCGGCUCCUCAAAGGCCUCGAUUCCAUCAUUGAUGUCUACCAAGUUCAUUUUCACAUGGGCCCUGAGGGGUGGUACUUCAGUGGCGAAGGCGGCUCACUAACAGAAGAUCCCCUCCACGGAUUCAAGAAGCUCAAAGAGCUGUACCUCAAAGCCGAUCCCAACUACACAGAGAUUAUUCGCAUGCUCUACUCUGAGUUCGACGAGUUCCUUCCAGAGCAUCUCCGUGAGGAGAACCGCCCUGGCAAGGGUCUCUACCCACCACAGCUCAGAGCUGAGAUCGAUGAGAUGAACGAUUGGGUGUACAACACCGUCAAUAACGGUGUUUACAAAGUCGGCUUCUCAAGAUCGCAGGAAUCGUAUGACGAAAACAUACGUCCACUAUUCGCGUCCCUCGACCGCCUUGAAGAGCAUCUUGGUCAUGGCAAGCCUUUUCUCUUUGGAGACUUCAUCACCGAGGCCGAUAUACGCCUGUACACAACCUUGGCGCGUUUCGACGUUGCCUAUCAUAGCGUUUUCCAAUGCAAUCUAAAGUUAAUUCGACAUGACUAUCCUCGACUUCAUUCCUGGCUUCGGCGGCUGUACUGGGAUCAGGAUGAAGAGGGACCACUGAGAGCCGCGUUUUAUCGCACUACAGAACCAAAUAUCGGGCGCUAUGCGCUGGGAUAUGCGGAUUCUAAAUGGAGAAUCGUCCAGGAGAGUCAAGGGCCUCUGAUUGUACCAGCUGGGCCAUUGGUGCUGAUGGAGCCUUUGUAA